UUUUACAUCAUUUUACAUCCUACUGUUGCUGUAUCAUGUUCAAUAGGCGAGGAACAUGGCGGAUAGUAUGGGCGCCCUGUAGUCGCGUGAGGAGAGGAGAGGAGGGGUGACGCUCGAGAGAUAGAAAGUGAAACGAGAAGGAAGAAGAAGCACACGCCCCAGAUGGCGUUCAUGUCCCGGUUCUCCCGGUCCCGGAGCAGCUCGAGAUCUCCCAACAGGAAAGAUUCGGGGCGCGGGUCCCCGGUGCUAACAGUGUCUGAGCUGGAACGGCUCCUCUACACCGGGAAAACAGCGUGUAACCAUGCCGACGAGGUCUGGCCAGGGCUCUACAUUGGAGACCAAGACAUUGCAUCAGACCGGCGUGAGCUGGCACGGCUUGGCAUCACCCACAUCCUGAACUGUGCCCAGAGUAAGUGGCGCGGCGGGGCGGAGUACUACGCUGGCAUGGAUAUCACCUACCAGGGCAUCGAGGCCCACGACACGCCCUCCUUCGACAUGAGUGUCAACUUCUACCCCGCUGCAGAGUUCAUACACAGAGCCCUCAGCAGCGGUGGUAAGGUGCUGGUGCACUGUGCGGUGGGUGUGAGUCGUUCGGCCACGCUGGUUCUGGCCUACCUGAUGAUCCGUCAGAACCUGACCCUGGUGGAUGCCAUCAAGGCAGUGAAGGACCACCGUGGCGUAAUCCCCAACCGGGGCUUCCUACGCCAGCUCAACGGCCUGGACAGCAUCCUCCGGGACAACCGCAAGGCUCUACACUCCCCAACCUCCCCAACCUCUCCAACCUCUCCAACCUCUCUUUAGAGCUAACAGGCUAACACAGCUAAAUACACUACUUUAGAGUUGUAACAAUGCUAACCCAUCUACAAAACCUGGGUUAACCAGGGUAAACCAUUUUUUAAACCAGAAAAAUACAUCAGCAACGGGUGUCAUUGUCUUUCCCAUGUCUUGAUCUCGUCAUGAAAAAGGCGUCUUUACCUGGUUGAAACAGAGACCAAUUGGUCGGAAUCUGGUUUUAUGACAUCUUCAAAACCAGAAAAACAGUUUACAACCAGAAAUUGAUAUAAUUCAAACGUCAGGCAGAAUUUCUUUCCUGCUGUGUGGUCGUGUGACAAUCGUUGUCUGUUUCCCUUUUUAUCUUUGGAUAAAAGCGCCUGGGUCUUGACUAACAAUCCCAGGUAUUGUGGUCAGUUAUACAGUACUAACUAUAUGGUAGAAUUAAGUAUCAAAGGGAUAUAAAUCAUGCCUUAUAUAGACGUAACUUCAACCUAUACAGUGCAGUAGAGACAUGGAGACAUUUUGAUGACAUGUACAAUCAUAUCAUUCCCAAAUGGCCAUUCCAAGACAUUUAUAUGUUUCCCCUUAAACCACUCGAGUGUUGCUUUAGCAGUAUGCUUAGUAUCAUUGUCCUGCUGGAAGGUGAACCUCCGUCCCAGUCUCAAAUCUCUGGAAGACUGAAACAGGUUUCCCUCAAGAAUUUCCCUGUUUUUAGCACCAUCCAUCAUUCCUUCAAUUCUGACCAGUUUCCCAGUCCCUACUGAUAAAAAACAUCCCCACAGCAUGAUGCUGCCACCACCAUGGCAGCAUCAUGCUGGGGAUGGUGUUCUCGGUGAGUGCAUUACGCACUCAAGCCACCAUCAGUACGCACACCUGCCUUCCCCCCGUAACAUGCAUCAGCGAUCAUUGGACUCACGUGGACUCAAUUACUUGUGUCAUUACCUUCCCUAUAUCUGUCUGUUCCCAAGCUCUGUUCCCUGCUUUGGGAUUAAUUGUCUCAUGUCCGUUUUACCCGUGUCCUGAUGCUGUUCCUGUCUUGUUUCCUUGUCUGUUCCCAAAUAAAUUUCUGACUCCUCAUUCCUGCUUCUCCUGUCCGGCGUCGGUCUUUACAGACCUUGCGUUUUCCUUGAUGGACAAAAAGCUAAAUUUUAGUCUCAUCUGACCAGAGUACCUUCUUCCAUAUUUUUGGGGAGUCUCCCACAUGCCUUAUGGCGAACACGAAACGUGUUUGCUUAUUUUUUUCUUUAAGCAAUGGCUUUUUUCUGGCCACUCUUUUGUAAAGCUCUGUUGAGUGUACAGCUUAAUGUGGUCCUGUGGACAGAUAAUCAGAGAUAAAACACUGGACUGUGGACUUUUUAAACGAAUUAUGUGACUUAUGAGGGUAAUUGGUUGCACAAUCUUAUUUUGGGGCGUCAUAGCAAAGGGGGUGAAUACAUAUGCACGCACAGAUUAUUGCUGUGACAAUACAAGUAAAAUUAAAAUACUACAUCUGUAGCUACCUACUA
Messenger RNA from Oncorhynchus mykiss (rainbow trout), 2279 nucleotides. It is a transcript of the gene dusp26, whose product is annotated as dual specificity phosphatase 26. The record is from RefSeq and is a predicted model, not a curated record. Gene Ontology annotation, biological process: negative regulation of MAPK cascade; protein dephosphorylation. Gene Ontology annotation, molecular function: protein tyrosine/serine/threonine phosphatase activity; MAP kinase phosphatase activity. Gene Ontology annotation, cellular component: cytoplasm. Lineage: Eukaryota; Metazoa; Chordata; Actinopteri; Salmoniformes; Salmonidae.